AUGGUGUCUACAAUAUGUGCCAGAAAGGCCUCACAUCCCUCUCUUAUUCAUUGGAACACUCAAGUAAUUAUUGCAGCCCAGGAGAUUGCCCAUAGCUUAGAAACUGAGAAAGAUGUCCCCCCUAGGAUGAUAUGCAAAAUUGACAUUGAAAAGGCAUUUGAUAAUGUUGAGUGGCCUGCCAUUAUUGCUACCCUUCAGAGGAUGCUCUUUCCGGAAAACUGGAUUACUUGGAUUAGUUCCUAUCUCAACUCUGCUUCUUUUUCUUUCCUCGUUAAUGGCCAUCCUACUUCCUGGAUCUUGAGUAGUAGAGGCGUUCGCCAAGGGGAUCCCAUCUCUCCCCUUCUCUUCAUCCUUGUGUCUCAGAAUCUUUCUGCUAUUCUGAACAGAGCCCUUCAACUCGACAUGAUCCACGGCUUUAAUCAAAAUCUUUCAAAAAAUUUCAAUCAUCUGUUGUUUGCUGACGAUCUAAUCCUCAUCACUAAGGCUACCAGGAGAAACGCCAGAAAUUGCCUCUUGUGCUUGAAUGUUUAUCAAAACCUUACUGGGCAAAAACAAAAUUUGUCGAAAUCAGCCUUGUAUGUCCGUUCUUGGCAAAUGCUAUAUCAAAAAUCCUUGGCAUUAAAUUGGAGAGUUAUCCAUUCUUGGAAUCAUUCUUCCCUCUCUAUGGCUGGCAAAAUUACCCUUCUCAACAGUACUGUCUUUGCCAUUCCAAAUUACAUUUUGUCGGUAAUGAAUCUUCCUAUCUCUAUUCUGGACUGUAUCUCUAAGCUUGCUCGGUGCUUCCUCUGGGGUAGGAGCAGCAAUAAUCAGGAUUUUCACUCGAUUGGCUGGUCAAUUACUACACUUUGCAAAUCUAAUGGGGGCCUCGGCAUUCAUAAUCUUAGACUUGUGAAUCACUCUCUCAUGACGAAAAACCUCUUAGCUAUUCUUAACUCUGAGGAUAAAAUUUGGGUCCACAUUUUCAAAAACAAAUAUAGAGGUUGGUGUCUCUGGGAUCCUGAUUUUUUCCCUGACUCCUCCUGGUUUUAUAAAUCCAUUUGUAAUACGACUAAUGUGGUCCGUUCAAAUUUUAAACUCUUUUCCUGCGACCCUGAUCUUGUGGAUAUUUGGAAGGAUGCUUGUAUUUUUGAUCUUCCUAUCUCUCGCAAGCCUACUUUCCUUAAUACUUCCAUGGAUCUUGAUGAGCUCAAAUUUUCAUACCUGAUUUCUUCUAAUGGUUUCUGCUCUGCUAUUGUCAAUGAUCUAUUUGGAAACUCUUUUGAUAUAAACUGCAUAAAUGACACUAAUUUUAAUAAUGAUGGCACUCUGGUUUGGAAAUGGAAUCAGUUAUCCUGUAACGUUUCUGUUGCCUCCACGGUUUACAAUAACCUGAACAGAAACCCUUGUUCUACUGAUCCCUGGAUUGGUUGGUGUGAAAUCUGGAGACUUCCUGUCAUCCCGCGCAUCAAAGUUCAUAUCUGGAAGCUUGCUCAUGGAAAACUCCCCACUUAUUCCUAUCUUUAUAAUUUGAACAUUGGACCAAAUAACCCCUGCCCCCUUUGUGGGUUGGAGCCAGAAACUACUGCUCACCUAUUCUGGGAGUAUGCUCUCCUCAGCUCUAAUUCUGGCUCAAUUGUUAUAUUUACUGAUGCAUCUUGGUCGGCUGACACUUCGGUCGCAGGUUUAGGUUUCUUAAUCCUUACUAACUCCAUGCGCAUUCUAGCUACAGGUUCAUGGGGCACAACUUCUUCCUCUCCCGUGCAAGCUGAGAUCGCUGCAAUCAACUUUGCCUUUCAUACAUGCAAUGAAAAUGGUUGGAUGCCGAAUUUGGUGUUCUGUGACUGCCCUGGGGUGGCUCAACUUCUGAAACAUUACAAUGCCAGUAUUGCUUGGCAUAUCACUACUGAAUUCCACUGCAUGAGGAGAAACCUAGUACUGUUUCCUAAUACUAGCAUCCACACCAUCUCCAAAGAUCUUAACUCCUUUGCUGAUAGUCUUGCAAAUUUUGGGAAAUCAAACCCUCAACUUCAAGUGUGUGUGUGUGGAACAAGUCCAUAUGCUUGA
Dioscorea cayenensis subsp. rotundata (Guinea yam) is the source of this 2043-nucleotide messenger RNA. RefSeq lists its product as uncharacterized. The coding region runs from base 1 to 2043 and encodes 680 amino acids. Gene Ontology annotation, molecular function: RNA-DNA hybrid ribonuclease activity; nucleic acid binding. NCBI's taxonomy places the organism in Eukaryota, Viridiplantae, Streptophyta, Magnoliopsida, Dioscoreales, Dioscoreaceae. The record is from RefSeq and is a predicted model, not a curated record. The transcript has 3 exons.